GGAGGAAUUGUCCAUGGGAAAUUUAAGUCACAUCAUAGGAAACAUACAGCAAAAGCAACAGAUCGGGAUCAAGAGAUGAGACGAUCCCAGAGUGUUCUACCUAUUAAGGCUUCAGGUUUUCCCAUAAUCCAGAAUGGUUCUAACGCCACACUGUGUCAUGUGCAGACUUGUAAAUGUUGUAACAAGAGUUGUCUCACUUCCACUGAUGAAGAAAACGACUCAGUCACAAAAACUCUGGACAUAGAAGAAGACAGUCGAGGCACCCAAGUCGACUUGAUAUUAGGUCAACUCAGCUCUGUCCAUUCUCCAAUGCCAGUCAUUCCAAAGCGCGGAUUUAUGAAUACUUUCGGUCAUAUCCAACUUGUAACAAAACUAUACGAUCUACGAGGUGAAGGGAGGUUUGAGGCACAUGAGCAAAUGAUACGAGAACAGUUGGCAAAGAAGUCGCCUAAAGAUGUUGACAUGGAAGCAAUUUUAGAGAUUGAGCGCGCAAGGGCCUUUUAUUUCCAGAACAAUCUUAAAGGUACCAAAAGAAUACUAAAAUUUGUACUUAAACUGGAACCGCAGUUGAAAAACCCGGGAAUUCUGACGGGACGAGCCUUGAAUCUUUUGACGGCGGUGUACAAGCGUCAGAGAAAAUUUGGAAAUGCUAUGAGAUGCGUGGAAGAGGCAAAAAAAGCUCUUGAUUUUCAGGAUUCUCACGACGAUAAAGGAGAACUGCAUUAUAGUUAUGGCGCACUGCUUGACUCUUUACCUGCAGCGAAUAUUACUCAGGACACCCGAAAAACUAAAGCGUACAAAUCUUAUGAGCUGGCAUGUCAGUACGCUGUAAUCAACCGAGAAUACAUUAACAUCAAAAUGGCAGCUCUGCUCCUAGAGCCCUGCUCCGAGGUAGCGAACAACAACACCCACAUCUGCAAAGAAGACGUCAUGAAAGCAAAAAGGCACCUUGAUUCUACUGAAUCUAGAACUGCUGAUGGUAACAUGGUGUUAGGAACAAGAAUAAAGCAUCUUCUUUUGCGGUCUGAUCAGUACUGCUCCGAACAAAACAAUGCUAUGGCUAUCGAGAAGGCUAAAGAGGCGAGGUUGCUCACCCUCAGACAUGGGUUUGAGCUGGAACUUGAUUCUGCCGAGAAGCGCAUUAGGCGCUUGUCUGAUAUGCAAAGGCUAGAAAAAGGGGAAUGGCUUAGCAGUGAAUUGUGUUCAAGCAGUGAAAAUCAAACUGUUAGCGAAGGGAACAGCUCAUGUCUUGAGUAAUGAACACAAUGUCGGGAUCUCUGCUUAAAGAGUGUGGGAAUUUUGGUUGAGACGCACUUGACAGGACAAGAUGAUUUUGGCUAAGUCGCACAUGGGUCAAAUUUCAAAGUAAAAGAGAAAAUAAAAAUGGCGAAUGAUAGUACAGACGAACCUUCGGACAAUUAAAAAAAAUGCAUAAGAAACAAAAUUUUAAACUUCUCCUCUGUCGCUGGAACAGGGUGCGAAAUGCUCCUCAAGCUGAAGAAAACGCUUUUGUCACAAAAUCAGUUAGGAAUGCACAUAUUACAUAUGUAUACGACUGUGCAUAUUCAACUUAACUAAUAAAGUUCUUAUAAAAUAUGUAUGUCAAGAUACGUUUUAACUGAGCUUUUGAAAUUAAUUAAAGUAUUUGAUAAGCAGAUGCUGCUUGGCAUCGAAAUAGAUUGCUUUAGUGCUGCUGUUUAAGCCCUUGAAAAAAAGUUCAAAGAAGUUUUUUAUUGAAAAGAUACGUUUUAACUGAACUUUUAAAGUUACUUAAAAUUUGAUAAGCAGAUGUUGCCAGGCAUGAGUUUUAUAGUUUUGGUGCUGCUGUUGUAGGGGCCAGCAACGUUUUUAAGUUUUUACUUCUUACAGGAUAGCCUCAAAAUCCCUUAGCUAUAAACUAAACUUGGCAAAGAAAUGGCAAAAAAAGCUAUAAACGACGCUCAAGCAACGCACACGGCGUGGGAAACUCCGCCCUAGGAAAACUCUCAGCGGCGCUAUAGACCGUAAGUAAAUUCAACGAAUCGUACAGAAGUAAUAAAAGUAUGCACCGAACACCCGCAGUCAGAUUGACUGAUGUAGUUUCUGAUCUUACCAAUGUUCUUCAAAGCAAGAUGAUCAGAAUUACAAAUGUUGUCAACAUGUUUUGUCACUUGAAGAUGUGAAUCAACAAUGACUCUCAGAUCACGAACAGUUAGUGAAGGUGCAAUAUUUACAUUGUUUAUAUUAUGUCCAAGAAUUUUUCCAUGAUGCUUUGCAAACUGCGAUGUUCAAUGUAGAACUUCUGUUUUGCCUGAAUUGCGAGCAAGUCCAUAUUUUGUACACCAGAUGAGGAUACCCAUUAUGCACGACUCAGUUUUGGAAAUAAUGAGAGAGCGAUCAUUCUUGAGUAUCCAGAAGAAUCGCGAACUCUUGGACAAAGGUGCUAUGAUCGUUAAGGGAUAAUUUAGUUUUAUCAACUGAGUUGAUAACGUAAAAUGGCUACCGUAAAUAGUUACAAAGUUGACGUUUCGAGCGUUGGCCCUUCGUCAGACCGGGAUUAAAACUUGCGAGGUAAACUGUAUUGUCCAUAGGAAUACAGUUGAGUCCCUUGUGUGAUUGGUGAUGAUGCCGAUUCAAAUUAGUGAAAUGCCUUCUCCCUGAAAUGUGCACAGAAAUAUUUAAAUUGACAAGUGGAGUGGAAAUGACUGAUCGCUUAAUGCUUGAUUUUCUUUACAGGUUUGCUCGUUUUCUCUUAACUUGUGCGAAGACAUAAUGGAUAAACUGUCUAACUCAGUGAUAAGGUAGGAGCACGAGGCUUCUACUCUCUUACUAAUGCGGUUGAGAGAUAAAACAAACUUUAAAUUUAAAAUUUAUUAUUAAGGAAUAAGAAAAGGGGAAAAGAGAGAAUAGGAAAAUGGCGAAGAUUACAAUGAAGUUUUGCGGGAACUUUAAAGAUUUAAGCUUAACUUUUUCGGCAUACAACCGAAGAGAAAUGGAGUUGUGAAAUGCGCGAGGACUAGACAACAUCUAGCAGAGUGCGAGGGGGUCGGGUGGGGGAGAGGGCGAGGGGGUCGUGUGGGGAAGAGCGCGAGGGGGUCGGGUGGGGCAGAGGGCGGGGGGGUCGGGUGGGGUAGAGUGCGCCAAGAAUAAUUUUCUGCGAUUCGUUUGCUCUUUUUUGAAGAGGACAGAAAGGGCAAAGUUCUGCAGCUCUUUUACUCAUCAUUGCAGUUCCUCUAAGAUCGUGGUAUAAACAAUUCAGGCGUAGAAUUUUAUAAUUUAACAUACUAGACCAGCUAUGUUAAUAUUGUCUUCUUUAGACCGGUCAUUCAGCAUACUGUGUAUCUGGAAUAUGCCUGUGAAACACUCUGGCAAAUAUCUCAGCAUAUUUUUCGUAAAAUUGUUGUUAGAAUGUAAAUAUAACAAUUUGAAUGUUGGGGUGAAUAAUUUGUUUGUCUUACAAUUCUUAUUGUCUUUCUUUGAUCCGGCUGCUCGGAGGUUGACUUGUCUUCAUUCGUUUCUAAGAAGGAUUUGACGAUGCUGUAUGGUAUCGUUUGGUCUUUUAUUGUUUGUCUGUGAUUUGUUUAUUUUAUACUGAAUGGCUCCCAUCUCAGCAUAUGUCGUAAUCUUCAUGAUAUCACCUUCCCUCACUGCUUUUUGCCUUUGGAUAGCGGAAAUGUAAAUAGGGACUAAGAGACGAAUCCUCGAUAUACCUUUUUAUGUUCCGCCAUUGAUGAGUGGUAUGCAGACGAAGACAUCUGUACGCAUUGCGGUCCGGCUUUACCGGGCUCUCCUUCUUGCUAAAUGAGAGGCUCUUGGGAACGAGGUUGGAAGGAAAUUUUGUAUUCACGAAACGGAAGGUCUGUGAGUGUUUCAGCGCGGAGAUGUUUAACAUUUCGUGCUUCAUUUCAACGGAUAUUACUUGUUAAACCACGGUAAGUUAUGUUUGACGUCUUCAUUAGGUCAUACUUCCUAGGUUUAUGGUUCCAGUUGACAGCUUUCAUUCACGCGCUCGACAAUUCGGGCAAAAAAUUUCCGCAUAAACAAAAUGGUAUCACUGCCGAAAUGAAAACAAAAUUUUCAUCUUCAACUUAAGAUCAUGAUCAGUGAUCCCCAUAGCGUGCAGUGGUGUUUUAACCGAUGCUAUGGUUCACAAUCAAAAUCGAAAGGAAAAGGAAUUUUAAUUGCUGUUUAACAGGAAGGAACGUUCAGUCCUCACAACUUCCGUUUUGUGUACUUUUAGGGUUUCAGAUAAAUAAGCCAAAAUGGAUAUUUGUCUUGCUCUUGUUUUCUGAUCCGAUACCAUAACAUAAUGUUGGUUUACAGGCAUGAUCUCCAUCAUGGCGUGAAAAUUUUUUAAGAACGCCACAAUCUAUAAGGUUCAGUUUCAUGAGAAGAAUUUAUCAGGCGAUUUGUAAUCAAGUCUUUCGACUUACAAGCGUUUGAUUCUUGACAACACAGACGCCAUACAUUAAAGAUGAUUUUUCCAGAACUGAUGGAAUACGCACAAUAUUUAGCGUAUUUCUUCCGAUGAUUUUGACGUGUUAACAAACAAAUACUUCCUCCUUCCCUAUCUCAAUCACUCGUGACCGACCUUUUUAAAUGAUGAUGCGGUCAAAGAAGGUUUAAGUAAAUAAUUAGCUUUUUCAAAAUAUUUGCCCGUUAUAAACCUUUUUUUCAGCCUAUAACAGAUUUAAAAACAAGGUAUGGUGUUGACCGCAAUAUACAUCGUUUUGUUUGCCCUACCGCGCGGUACUGGGUUCAGUUUACUUAUUAUGGUCUGGACGAUGAGCCUUCAGUUAGUUGAUUUCGCGUUUUUCGUUUCCCUCAGGCCCAUAACUCCAGUAAGUAGUGUUUCGUUUCCUGUUUGUUUCUUUUAGUUUCCUUUAUUCGAAUCUUAUUUUUUCCUUAAUUCUUCUAGUCAAACUAGAUCUUACGAGUCAUAUGAUAAAGAUUAUACGCAUUGACAGAUCAAGUCGAAUAUUUAUCUACAUAGGGAAAAAUCAGUCCUAACUUUUAAAACGUCUUAGCUCCUCUAAUUUUGAAACCGGCUUUGUCGAGACCGCGGACUUUCCUACGAUUUUCCUCUCUCAGGUUGUCACACACAGAGCUUUGAGUUUUGUGAUAUGUGAGAUAUAAAAUAUAUUUUUAUUUCCGGACACUAUGACCUUUGAUUAGAAUCUUUAACUUUUUCAAAAUCCUUAGAGAAGUUUCUUCACCUUACUAUGUCCCCAAAGGUUCAAUCUUUCUUCUUCCGAGGGAUCAUGAUGAAAAAACCCAGAGACGCAGUUGCUUUGAACUUUACAUCCGUCUGAGAUUUGAGGGUCGAAAGUAAUGCGGAUUGGACCGGUUUUGCUAUACUUCGCUCUGUGAUUGGUCAAGAAAAUAUGCACUACCUUCUCGUCCAAUCAAACGCACUUCUGGGCAGUCAGGGUGUCUGAGUACGCCUAUAUAGUCUAGCUGAGAUAUUUUUCCUUUCCUCAGUGUGAUGAGAGGUGUUCUUGACUUCGGUAUAACAUGGACCCUCGAUCGAAAUUUGAACGCUUUGUAUCAUGUUCCAUUUUUUCUGUCCUGUUACGUGUGACUUAGGUCAGGUUGCCGAGCAGGUUUUCUGAUUCCUCAAGCAUAUUGAAUGUUUUUCAUUGGGUUUCGUAUUACAUAUUCGCACAUAACCUGUGUUUGUCAUUUUAUUUUAUUUUCAGGUGCACUUAAAUUGUCUUCAAACAUUCCCUUAUUUUGAUUCACGGUUAUUAUUAACUCGUUAUCAUCAAGUCACACUGGAAACAUUUUAAUUACUGGGCAGUAAAAUCACUUACUGUCAAUUGCCUCAACAAUGACCACUCAGAAUAGCCUUUCCUUUGGAGUUUUUCUCACAGAAUUAGACGAGGAUAUUCCUGAAGAUUUCACCGAUGAAGUUCAGAAUGGAGAUCCGGUGUGUACUCUUUCUUAUGACGGGAAGAUCCACCCUCUCUUGGAAGGCGGAGUCGUUCAUGGAAAAUGUGAAUCACAUCAUAGGAAAGGUAAAGCAAUAGAAACAGAUCAGGAUCAAGAGAUAAGACAAUCCCAAAAAGUUCUACGUAUCAAGGUUUCAGGUUUUUCCAAUAUCCAGAAUGGCUCUAACAGCACACCGUGUCAAGUACCGACUUGUAAAUAUUGUAGCAAGAAUCUGCCCUCUUCAUCUGAUGAAGAAAACGAUUCAGUCACAAAAACUCAAGAGACAGAAGAAGACAGUCAAGGAACCCAAGUCUACUCGAUAUUAGGCAAACCCAACUCUGUCCAUUCUCCAAUGCCAGUCAUUCCAAAGCGCGGAUGUAUGAAUACUUCCGGUUAUAUCUUACUUAUAACAAAACUACACGAUCUACAAGAUAAAGGGGAGUUUGAGCUACAUGAGCAAAUAAUACGAGAACAGUUGGCAAGAAGAUCGCCCGAAGAUGUUGACAUGGAAGUGAGUUUAAAGAUUGAACGCGCAAUGGCCCUUUUUUUUCAGAACAAUGGUAAAGAUGCCAAAAGAAUACUAAAAUUUGUACUGAAACUGGAGCCGCAGUUGAAAAACCCGGGAAUUCUGAUCGGACGAGCCUUGAAUCUUUUGACGGCGGUGUACAAGCGUCAGAGCAAAUUUGGAAACGCUAUGAGAUGCGUGCAAGAGGCACAAAAAGCUCUUGAACUUCAGGAUUCCCAUGAAGACAAAGCGGAACUCUAUCAAAGUUAUGGCGCACUGCUUAACUCUUUACCUGCAGCGAAUAUAACUCGGGACACCCGAAAAACUACAGCGUACAAAUCUUAUGAGCUGGCAUGUCAGUACGCUGUAAUCAACCGAGAAUACAUUAACGUCAAAAUGGCGGCUCUGCUCCUAAAGUCCUGCUCUAAGGCAGCGAACAACAACACCCACAUCUGCAAAGAAGACGUC
Messenger RNA from Pocillopora meandrina, 6883 nucleotides. Lineage: Eukaryota; Metazoa; Cnidaria; Anthozoa; Scleractinia; Pocilloporidae. The record is from the annotation of a GenBank genome assembly.